Chenopodium quinoa (quinoa) is the source of this 885-nucleotide messenger RNA. RefSeq names its product probable prefoldin subunit 4. Bases 137 to 517 code for a protein of 126 amino acids. The record is from RefSeq and is a predicted model, not a curated record. NCBI's taxonomy places the organism in Eukaryota, Viridiplantae, Streptophyta, Magnoliopsida, Caryophyllales, Amaranthaceae. Gene Ontology annotation, cellular component: cytoplasm; prefoldin complex. The transcript has 3 exons. Gene Ontology annotation, biological process: protein folding.
GUUUAUACUUGGACGAUUAGUCCUUCAAACAAUCAAACCUUCUAUUGCCAAUUUGCAAUCGUCUCCAACUAUCCAUCUUACUAAAACUUCACCACUCCAAAAUUUUCAAACAUUCUCUCAACUUUUUCAUCAAAAUAUGCAGCAGGGUACAGGAUCAGAGACCCAAGUUACUUGGGAAGAUCAGCAGAAUAUCAAUAAGUUCAGUAAACUCAAUAAUCGAUUUCAUGAGCUAAUUGAUGAGAUUAAAUUCCUCAAGGAUAAAUGUGAGAAUUUGGAAGAUGCAAGCAACGAGCUGAUCUUGACUGAUGAGGAAGUAGUACGCUUUCAAAUUGGGGAGGUAUUUGCUCAUGUGCCAAAGGAAGAAGUAGAAACUAGGCUAGAAGAGAUGAAAGAAUUGACUGAAAAAAAUUUGGAGAAACUUGAAGAAGAAAAGGAAUCUAUAACCGCACAAAUGGCUGACUUAAAGAAGAUCCUGUAUGGCAAGUUUGGGGACUCCAUCAAUCUAGAGGAAGAGUAAAGAGAUUGUUGACCUUAUUAUCCCCUCUUGGGGGAUUCAGUGUCCAAGUGAUCACUUUAAUUUGAGCAAGGGUAGUUAUUUGUGAAGGCUAUACCUUUUUAUUUACAACAUUUGUUGCAAUCCGCCGGAGUUCCAGCGAUCUCAGAGCAUAGGUUUAAUUUACAGGAUUUGUGGAUUCGACUACUUUUCACUAGGUGGUGUUUGCUAUGAAGUUAUUCUAAUGUUCUCGUUUACAAAAUUUGUUUUUAUUUUUUCGUGAUUAACUCUUGAUUUGUGUAGCAAAAAUGAACAUAGAUUGAGAAGUCAGAAAUCAAGUUGGAGAUUCAGAUGUAACUGUGAAGUGUGGAACUAACAGCUACAGAACAAAA